AUGGCAGAAGCCGUGAGCUCGAGCAGGGACUGCCUCCAGGCCGGCGAGUCGUGCACCACGGACCCGGUGUGCAGCGCCAAGUUCCGCACGCUGCGCCAGUGCAUCGCCGGCAACGGCGCCAACAAGCUGGGCCCCGGCGCCAAGAGCCAGUGCAGGAGCACCGUGAGCGCCCUGCUGUCCAGCCAGCUCUACGGCUGCAAGUGCAAGAGGGGCAUGAAGAAGGAGAAGCACUGCCUGAGUGUCUACUGGAGCAUCCACCACACCCUCAUGGAAGGAAUGAAUGUCCUCGAGAGUUCCCCCUACGAGCCGUUCAGCAGGGGCUUCGAUUACGUCCGCCUGGCCUCCAUCACCGCAGGGUCGGAGAACGAGGUGACGCAGGUGAACCGGUGCCUGGACGCGGCCAAGGCCUGCAACGUGGACGAGCUGUGCCAGCGGCUGCGCACCGAGUACGUGUCCCUGUGCAUCCGGCGCCCGGCCCGCGCCGACUCCUGCAACCGCUCCAAGUGCCACAAGGCCCUGCGCCGCUUCUUCGACCGCGUGCCCCCCGAGUACACCCACGAGCUGCUCUUCUGCCCCUGCGACGACACGGCCUGCGCCGAGCGCCGCCGCCAGACCAUCGUGCCCGCCUGCUCCUACGAGGCCAAGGACAAGCCCAACUGCCUGGCGCCGCUGGACUCCUGCCGGGAGAACUACGUCUGCAGGUCCCGCUAUGCAGAGUUCCAGUUCAACUGCCAGCCGUCCCUGCAGGCUCCCAGCGGGUGCCGGCGGGACAGCUAUGCUGCUUGCCUGCUGGCCUACACCGGCAUCAUCGGCAGCCCCAUCACCCCCAACUACAUCGACAACUCCACGUCCAGCAUCGCUCCCUGGUGCACCUGCAACGCCAGCGGGAACCGGCAGGACGAGUGCGAGGCCUUCCUGCACCUCUUCACCAACAACGUGUGUCUCCAAAACGCCAUCCAGGCCUUUGGCAACGGGACGUACCUGAGCUCGGCCGGGGCCCCCUCCAUCCCCCCCACCACACAGAUGUACAAGCAGGAGCGAAACGCCAACAGGGCCGUGGCCACCCUCAGAGAGAACAUCCUGGAGCACCUCCAGCCCACCAAGGUGGCGGGGGAGGAGCGGCUCCUGCGGGGCUCCACCCGCCUGUCCUCAGGGACCUCCAGCCCGGCAGCCCCUUCCCCCUGGGCAGCCUCUCCGCUCUGGGUGUGGCCUCUCCUCACUCCUGCCCUGCUGAGCCUCUCCGGGAUGUGAGGGCAGGGCAGGAACGCGCCGGGCACGGACUCGAUUUGUGUUGGUUUCUUUUACAAAAACGAGCAGAGCAGUAACUUUAUUUCGGGAGGAGGGAGGGGAUGGGAAGGAGAGGUGAGGUUUGGGCAUCCCUCCCUCGCUCCCACCUCCUCCUCUUCAUCCCUCUGCCAGUUUAUUUGGUUUUCUACAAUCAGCAUCGUCGACAACCGGCUCAUCCUUGGUCCUGGCCACCUUCCCACCCCACAGCUUGGUUGUUGUCUCUCCAGCUCUCUGUGGAUGGGGUUGGAGCCGUGGACAAUUCCCUUGGAAAAGAGGAAGGAGAGAGUUGAUCCAGGACACGGAAACUGCAAGGGAAAUGCUUUUGCCUGCCCCAUCCAGGAGGGGAGAGACUUUGGAUGGACGGAGGAGCUGUCAGGAGGUUUCCUGAAGCCCUGACUCGUGCUGGGGGGGCUCUUGACGGGACAAGUCAAGCGAUGUGGAGCUCAGACUGUCUCCAGGGUUGCUCAGGACCCGAAGGACGACCCACCUGGUUCCUUCAGACUGAAGAAACCAGAGCAGUGGGAAGAAGGUUGUUGGGUUUCUUCACCAGAGAGGAACCUGAAGCAGCUCCAGGGUGGACCAAGUCACCACACCCCGAACUGGUUGAUGGGGAUUUCUCCACCCUCUGGAAAAAACCAGAGUACAACCAGCAUGUAUCUCCCAGCUGCCACCCACACCCCUUGGGGCCCUCCUUUUUUUGGGGAACCAUGUGUCAUGUGUUGCUGGUGUUCAGGAAGAAUCACGUGUGUUGCGUUUUGGUCCCGGCUGGUUUCUCGUGUCCCGACCCCAGAAUCUCAAUCCUCUGCUCCUGUCAAGUGUUUGGGGUGGGUUUGUGUUUUUUUUUUUUUGUCACAUCCAAACAACCAGUGUUGUCCCACUCCAAGCUGAGCUCUCUCCAUCAGGGAUCAAUGUGUGAGCCCAACACAACCCCACUCUCACGUGCUGCCUGUGCAUCCAUCAGUCUCAGCCUUCAGCCAGGUUUUUUCCUGGGAAGGGAUGGACAGGAAAGGUUCCCAGAUACCACCCUGGGGACAGAAAAAUCAAUCUAAUUUGUGGACAGGCU
Molecule: messenger RNA, 2350 nt
Organism: Empidonax traillii (willow flycatcher)
Lineage: Eukaryota; Metazoa; Chordata; Aves; Passeriformes; Tyrannidae
Product: GDNF family receptor alpha-4
Exons: 7
Coding region: 1-1251 (416 amino acids)
Biological process (GO): nervous system development
Cellular component (GO): signaling receptor complex; external side of plasma membrane
Molecular function (GO): glial cell-derived neurotrophic factor receptor activity
Source: RefSeq, a predicted model, not a curated record